AUGGAUCCUGAAUCCGACAUCCUAAGAGGCAAAGGCUUUUCUGAAAAGGUAAUAUCUACUCAAGGCAAGAGGAAAGAAAAUGACAAACGAGAAAUUAGCAGCUUGUGUGACAAAGUGUCACUUUACAAAGGGGACAUCACCCAGCUGGAAGUUGACGCCAUUGUGAAUGCGGCAAACUCAAGUCUUCUUGGCGGUGGGGGAGUGGACGGCUGUAUACACAGAGCCUCGGGGCAUUUUCUGAAUGCCGAAUGUCGCACACUUGGAGGUUGUCCCACUGGUCAAGCAAGAAUCACUUGUGGGUAUGAUCUGCCAGCAAAAUAUGUUAUUCACACUGUUGGUCCUAUAGCAAGAGGACAAUUAAGCGGCCUUCACAAAGAGGACCUUGCAAACUGCUACAAGUCUUCUUUCGCACUGGUAAAAGAUAACAACAUCAGAUCAAUAGCUUUUCCCUGCAUUUCUACAGGAAUUUACGGAUUUCCAAACGAGCCAGCAGCUAUCAUAGCUAUCACCACUGCCAAAGAAUGGUUGAAGAAUAAUCGGGAAGAGAUAGAUCGCAUAAUCUUCUGUGUGUUUCUGGAAGUUGACUAUAAAAUAUACAGAAAGAAAUUGGCUGAGUUUUUCCUAAAAGAUGCAGAGGAAGACACUGAAGAUAAUAAGAAAGAGGAGAGGCCCCAACUCAGCAAGAAGAUCACUGAGGAUGUCAAAGGAACAGAUAAAAAUGCACAAUCACCUCCAACAAAGAAAUGUAAAGCCAAAAAGACUGAUAUACAGGACAAACCAGAUGAUGCUGAAGAAGACAAGAAAGAACUUCCUCCAGAUGCAGAAAAUGCUGAAGACCUUAAGGAGACUACUACUGACUCAGAUGAUGAAUCUUGUGCAGAGACAGAUAAUGCACAAGAAUUUAAAGCAGAAAUCACCGGCCGCAAUGUAGAGUCAGGUCAGUAG
Messenger RNA from Bufo gargarizans (Asiatic toad), 945 nucleotides. It is a transcript of the gene MACROD2, whose product is annotated as mono-ADP ribosylhydrolase 2. Bases 1 to 945 code for a protein of 314 amino acids. Lineage: Eukaryota; Metazoa; Chordata; Amphibia; Anura; Bufonidae. The transcript has 13 exons. Gene Ontology annotation, cellular component: nucleoplasm. Gene Ontology annotation, biological process: DNA damage response; purine nucleoside metabolic process; peptidyl-glutamate ADP-deribosylation. Gene Ontology annotation, molecular function: ADP-ribosylglutamate-[protein] hydrolase activity. The record is from RefSeq and is a predicted model, not a curated record.